Messenger RNA from Pseudophryne corroboree (corroboree frog), 3486 nucleotides. RefSeq names its product RAB10, member RAS oncogene family (gene RAB10). NCBI's taxonomy places the organism in Eukaryota, Metazoa, Chordata, Amphibia, Anura, Myobatrachidae. The transcript has 6 exons. Gene Ontology annotation, cellular component: recycling endosome; insulin-responsive compartment; Golgi apparatus. The record is from RefSeq and is a predicted model, not a curated record. Gene Ontology annotation, molecular function: GTP binding; GTPase activity. Gene Ontology annotation, biological process: cellular response to insulin stimulus. Bases 211 to 813 code for a protein of 200 amino acids.
CUCCCCGGGCUGCUGUUGCGGCAGGUGGCGCGCAUUGGGGGAGGGGGCCGCCAUUUUGUCCGGAUUCUCCCGGCGGCGAGGCCCAUUAGCGGAGUACAGGAGCCGGUGUGAGCGUCGCUGAGGAGGCCCCGUGUAUGAGGAGACCGCCGACAGGCGGCAGCUAGUGACAGGGGGGUCCCAGGCGGAGGCAGCCACACGGACACAGGGCCCAUGGCGAAGAAGACGUAUGAUCUGCUCUUCAAGCUGCUGCUCAUCGGCGACUCGGGGGUGGGCAAGACCUGCGUCCUCUUCCGCUUCUCCGACGAUGCCUUCAACACCACCUUCAUCUCCACCAUCGGAAUUGACUUCAAGAUCAAAACUGUGGAAUUACAAGGAAAGAAGAUCAAGCUACAGAUCUGGGACACGGCCGGACAGGAGAGAUUCCACACGAUCACCACCUCUUACUACAGAGGAGCCAUGGGAAUUAUGUUGGUCUAUGACAUCACCAAUGCCAAAAGCUUCGAGAACAUCAGCAAAUGGCUCAGAAACAUAGACGAGCAUGCCAACGAGGACGUGGAACGGAUGCUGCUUGGAAACAAGUGUGACAUGGAGGACAAGAGAGUGGUGCCCAAAGCAAAGGGAGAGCAGAUUGCUCGAGAGCACGGAAUUAGGUUUUUUGAGACUAGUGCAAAAGCAAACGUAAACAUUGAGAAGGCAUUCCUCACGUUAGCAGAAGACAUACUUCGAAAGACUCCAGUCAAAGAACCAAACAGCGAGAACGUAGAUAUCAGUAGCGGGGGAGGCGUCACGGGCUGGAAGAGCAAAUGUUGUUGAGUCUUUUAUUUGCAACAUUCACCCAUCCACUGCCCCCUACUCACCUUCUCCUUACCCGUUGUCCUCGCAGCAUAAACCACUGCCCCCUCAAACCCCCCCCCCCCCCCCCCUCCUCCUACAUUUUAACUUUCCUGUUGAAUGUCUCCCUUUCCCCCUCUCAUGUUAGCGUCCUCCCAUCUAUACGAGUGCUUGCUGGUGUCAUUUCUCUGAAACCUCUCUAGAAAACGGACGAGGACUCCGCACAGGAACAUGUGAACAAAAUCAUGUUUGUGACCUAUAUCAUUUUACGGCGCCCCCCCUCCCCCUGGUCACUACAUUUUGGUUGUGUUCUCAUCACCCCCCUCCCCUUUUCUGUCAUCACUAACAGAGACACGUACAGAGAAUUCUGCUAAUCUCUUCUGGAAAACAGAUGUUUACCACAAUAAACGUUAGAUUGAACUACCUGCUUUCAUGGUGUAGUGAGACGGGCGUGCCGAGAUCCCGCAGGCACUCGUUGGCCUGGGCGAGGGGGGGUGGGGGUACUCGGCUAUAGAGCUAGCACUCCAGUGCCUUCUGGUUUGCCCCCCCCCCCGAUGUGCAGAUCUUUUCCUCUCUUUGUGUGGUGAUAUUUUGGGUUUCUUUUACGUAAGCGCUACACAGAAUUUACAUAUAGGUGCAAUAGGGGGAUAUAAUAAGAAACCUGCUUGUAGAGGUGGUAGACGCGAGUAUGUUACUCUGACCUGCUGGCUGACACUUGAGAUAUAGAGUGCCUGUAAAUGUCAGUCCUGCCCUAGGCACCGUUCAUGCAAUUCGCUGGGUGUAACGAUCCCCAGUCACGGUGGAUUAGGUCCUGUGCCUUAAGUAAAACAGGGCUUUAACCCUUAAUGGGAUGUCCAGUUACUGCAAGGGGUGCACGGAGCCGGGUAUUACUAGCGUGAUAACUCCCCAGCUUGUCUCUCUGACCCCGGUCACAAAAUCGCCUGUCUGUAAUUAGAAUAUUCCCCAUAGCACUCACCAGGGGGCAGCCUCUGGCUUGCACCUGGUGCAUGAAUUGCUGCGCAGCUUGUACAGGUGGUCUCCCCACGCAUUUCACCUGAGGGUAAAUGGUUCUGAGCUGCCGCCGCUCAUCUGCGGCAAUCACCAGCGGACGAACCAGCUAUUACAUGAAGCCACAUACAUGGCGGCUGGGACUUAGUCGGGCUCUGCGUGAAUGAGGAGAACUAGUUGCUGUGACCAGUGGCCAGACUCUGUAAUGUAAUAGUCAGUGACCUAAUGCUCAGCCAGCCUGACCAGAGCUACAACUUGUGUAGUGUAACCCUUUGUGGGCCACUGUAAUCUUCGUGUCAUCAGUUUGUGCAGUGUCUGCAUUGGCUCGGAGAAUGCCCCCUCCACCACUUACUGUAUUCACAGAGAGGGCGACCGUAUUCAGCCAAUCAGAUUACUAGCCACUAGUGCGCAGGCAGGGGUACGGAUUCCAGUUACCUUGUGCCGUGCUGUGUUACUGACGGCCAUAUACAGACCCGCGGCUCAGGAUGUAUUCCGGAGAUUAGUGCGCUACUAGGGCAAGAGUUCCUCGUGAUGACUGAGGAAGACUGUUACAGAAGACUAGCGUGUUCCCGGUAUGCGUUAUUACAUACUGCGCACUGGAACUUGUCCCUGUGUGUCACACGUCUUCCUAUGGCCAAGUCACCUCACUCAUUGCAUCGCCACCAAGUCUGGGUCCACAUACAGUCACCGCCACAUACAGUCACCGCCCCUCAGCAUCUACACUGGACAACUUGAUCAAGAACGAAUCUGCUUUAUAUGCGCAAACGUCUGCUCCGCUCAAAGCAAAUGGUGUCCAUAUUGGGGCGUGUGGCCCGGCGUCCGCAAGUGCAGACUACCCUGACUCCAUCCAGAACGUUUUAUCCUUUCUCUGGUGGAAUCUUCCUUCAGCCAAUGUUCUUAAGGAAAUUCUGCAGAUUAUUCCAGCAAAUAUAGACUUCGCUUCUUUUCUCCCACAUGUUUCCUCAGAGAUGAAGCUUUUUGCAAAAAAACAUUAUUUAUAUUUUUUUUUCUCUCCAUGGCUGUAUUAUUCCUCGGGAUGGGCCCUGUACUUGUAUUCUGAAUAGUGGAGGUAAAAUACAUUGGCCACUGAAUAAACACCCCCCACCCCACCCUCCCCAUUUGUCUCUCUACACUUGGAUUAAGUGUUACUUGCCCUCAGAUCGCGUUCUACGUCGGAGAACAGGAGCCUGGCCAUAAUAUUACCCGGUCUGCGAUGCGGUUCCCUGUUUCUGCAGGUAGUGUUAGUGUGAUGGCUGUAUCUGGGGGGGGACGGAGUGAGAGUAAGCAUCCUGCGGGAUAAGCACACAGAACGCAGCGUUCUGUGACCUCACCGCAGUUACUUACAGGACAGCAUCAGACGGGUGAAUGGUUUGGGACGCGGUCACCUGCCCGGUGGUUCGGGCGUGCACUCUGUCUGGUGAAGCCAGCUGUGAAGGUGUGUCCCCCUUCAGUAAGGAACGUAAAGCAUCCACUGACUUCUAUGUAUAUAUUUCUUUAUAAGAUGUAUACUCUGCUUCUAGUUUCUAGUAAUGUACAAUAACGUUAUGGAAACCCUGACAGUAUAACACUUUUCAUCUUAAUGAACUUAAAUAUUUUUAUUUUUGGUUUCUCUCAUGUUGUUCAUUAUAAAGGAAUAAUCUACCAAAA